Messenger RNA from Perkinsus marinus ATCC 50983, 339 nucleotides. RefSeq lists its product as hypothetical. The transcript is spliced from 4 exons. The record is from RefSeq and is a predicted model, not a curated record. Bases 1 to 339 code for a protein of 112 amino acids. NCBI's taxonomy places the organism in Eukaryota, Perkinsozoa, Perkinsida, Perkinsidae.
AUGAAGCCGAAGGAGGCGAUAGCUUACCACUUGAGGAACCUCAAAAAGGAAAAUAAGGAGAAUAACUUGAAAGGAUUGAUGACGUGUUUGAAGACCCUACGAGUGUAUUUACAGAAUGCCCACGACCAUCCGACUGAGAAAAAAUACCACAAAAUCAACAAAUCGAAUAAGGCAUUUGUGGAGAGAGUGUCUUCGUUUAAGGAGGCGAUAGAAAUUCUGGAGCAAUGCGGUUUUACGGAUACUGGUGCUUCAUUGGAGAUCACCAACUCGGUGGCUGACACGUGGCUGUGCGCCCAAGCGGUGAAGUUCAUUGAUGUUACGAUGCAACAGUUGCAAUGA